Cladophialophora yegresii CBS 114405 is the source of this 1479-nucleotide messenger RNA. RefSeq lists its product as uncharacterized. The record is from RefSeq and is a predicted model, not a curated record. NCBI's taxonomy places the organism in Eukaryota, Fungi, Ascomycota, Eurotiomycetes, Chaetothyriales, Herpotrichiellaceae. The transcript has a single exon. Bases 1 to 1479 code for a protein of 492 amino acids.
AUGUCUAUUGGAAGACGCGCACGACGCGUCGACCUCACCCCUGUCACACCAGUGCUGCGCGCUUACGGACUGGCAUACCUCUUCACCACGGCACCAAGAAUCUUCGCUUUCCUCAGGAGGGUCCGACGUUCACAUCUGAAGCUGGAAGAGCAGCUAGUGGUACUCCGCAACGUUCUCUUCACAUCUCUGCAGCUGAACCGCUUUCCCACAGCAGCGGCUGUGUUGAUAGGCGGUGCAACCACGUUUCCGCGCCUCGUCUCUGCGAUCCUUCGAUGGACGAUAUCAAUUUUCACACGGCAAAAGCCUUUACAUCUCGACAAGAACGUCUAUCUCUGUCUUCGGGCUGCUUGUUCUUUCCUAUCUGCCUGGCUUGCUUUCGGCCUCCUCAACCGUGAUGAGGAUUGGACCCGAAAGCGGGCUGAGUCCCGUGCAGCUGCUGUGGUCGACGACAGCACUGUCUACGUUCCAAAACGACAAGACUUGCUGUCGCCGUCGCACAGUCCCUCAUACGCCGGCAAAACCAUUGAUUUCACCUCAUUUGCUUUCUGCCGAGCUCUGGACGUCGUCAUCAUAAGUGCUUGGAGCCGGACUCGAACCAGAUCCUGGCAUCCGGAACGGCGAACUCCACGGCUAGCCAGUUUCCUGCGCGAGACCGCCGAUCCCUCGAUUUUCGCAAUGUCUGCAGCAGUCAUCAUGUGGUCGUGGUUCUAUGCGCCGGAGCGACUUCCGCGAGAAUACAACCACUGGGUGUCCAAAGCAGCCGACAUCGAUCCUCGCCUCAUCCAAGCCCUGAGGUUGGCGCGACAAGGAAACUUCGUGUAUGGGGAGGACACAGGCCAAGCACCUCUCCUAGCGAGUCUGUGUCGAGAACUGGGUCUGCCUGAAGAUUACGGUGAUCCUGCUAAAACCAACCCGAUACCUUGUGAAUUGUAUCAUUGUGGAAGCGGCAAAAGCUGUGAGUUCCACGCGCUCUCCCGAUUCUGGAGGAGUUGGGAAUUCGCCAUGGAAAUCUACGUACCUCUGCAAGUGUUGGCACUCCUUCGUGCGCCGAGCUCGGAAUCUAUUCUGGACGGUCUUCGAAAUGCAGCAAUCUCGUCAUCAUUUCUGGCGACUUUUGUGGCCUCGUUUUACUAUGCGGUGUGCUUGGCCAGGACUCGGCUUGGACCAAAGAUUGUGCCGUACAAGACGAUCACGCCGCAAAUGUGGGACUCUGGCCUAUGCGUAUUGGCCGGCUGCCUUGCGUGCGGUUGGUCUAUCUUCCUGGAGAAACCGAAAAGGCGACAGGAGAUCGCCUUCUUUGUAGCACCGCGAGCUCUGGCGACACUGAUACCCCGUGUCUACGAUAAAAGGUAUCAGAGGAGAGAACAAGUUGUUUUUGCCGCAAGUAUUGCAGUCGUGCUCACUACCCUCAAGUCGAACCAGAACCGGAACGUUCGAGGAGUGCUGGGGAGAUUGCUGUGUGGGAUCUUGAAUGAUUAA